Messenger RNA from Pan troglodytes (chimpanzee), 1671 nucleotides. Its product is annotated as golgin subfamily A member 2-like. Gene Ontology annotation, cellular component: cis-Golgi network; Golgi cisterna membrane; Golgi cis cisterna. Lineage: Eukaryota; Metazoa; Chordata; Mammalia; Primates; Hominidae. The record is from RefSeq and is a predicted model, not a curated record. Gene Ontology annotation, biological process: Golgi organization.
AUGCCUCAGACCACAGAUCUAAGACAUACCUACAAGAGCACUCCAAGGAGAGUAGCGCCAACUCCCUCCCACCCCGGUGAGCACCGCCAGGUCAGCACUGUGGGGCGAGUGCUCAGAGCCCCAGGCCAGAUGAAGGACCAGCAUCUGCUGGACGAUGGACUCAAGUGUGCAGAAUACAGUGCUAGGCCCUACAAGGAGUUCAGUAAAGGGAAUCGAAAUUUCUCCUGUUUCACCAUCCAGUUGUCUAGAUGCUGCAAAGCCCUGGAUGCUAACCAGCAGUUACAGCAGGCCAUGGAGGAGCGGGCACAGCUGGUAGCAUACCUGGGGCACGUGAUGGAGUGGCUGCAAUAUCUACAAAUGGAGAGACGAGUACGCUGAGUAUCUCCAUGGAGAGCAUGCCAUGUGUGGCAGAGGAUGCAGGAGAUGUUGGAGCAGGUUCACACAUUGAAGGAGGAGAAGAAGCAUGACAUGCGUCAGGUAGAGGAGCUGGAGACAAGCUCAGCUCCACUGCUCACCAUUGAAAAGAACCAGAUGGCUGAACCCCUACACCUGGAGCCCCCAGCAGGACCCGUGGAGGUGGAGCAGCAGCUGCAAGCGGAGAUCAAGCACCUGCGGAAGACGCUGGAGAGUCUGGCAGGACAGCUCCAAGCCCAAGUGGAAGCCAAUGAGGGCUCGAGUCACCUGAACCGGCAGCAGGAGCAGAGGCUGCGGGAGUGGAAAGCAGAGCUCUGGGAGGAGCAGGGGGAGACGGGCAGGUCCUCCGUGCAGAAAGACCGCACCACCGUCAGCCACGCGCUCUCCCAGAAUCACCAGCUCGAGGAGCAGCUGGCCAAGGUGAAGCAGAUGGUGGAGCUGGAGAGCCAACAAGCUCAGAGUCUGCAGUGGCAGCGAGGCCAGUACCUGGGUCACCUGAAGCAGUACGUGGCCACUUAUCAGCAGCAGGUGGCAGCCUAUCAGCAGCUGACCUCUGAGAAGGAGGCGCUGCACAGGCAGUUACUGCUGCAGACCCGGCUCAUGGACCAGCUGCAGCAGCAGGAAGCUCAGGGCAAAGCAGUGGCCGAGAUGGCCCGCCAAGAGCUCAAGGAAACUCAGGAGCGCCUGGAAGCUACCAGCCAGCAGAACCAGCAGCUACAGUCCCAGAUGAGCCUCAUGGCUCUCCCUGGGGAAGGUACGGGACACCACUCAGAGGAAGAGGAGAGAGAGGAGGAGGAGGCGCCUCAGCCUAUGCCAAGCAUCUUGGAGGAUCUGAAGAGCCGGGAGGCCAUGGUGGCCUUUUUAAACUCGGCUUUAGUCAGUGCCAAGGAGGAGCAGCAGGCACAGCUACGUGGGCAGCUGAAAGAGCAAAGGGUGUGCUGCCAGCACCUGGCUCACCCGGUGGCCUUGGCCCAGAAGGAGCCAGAGGCGGCAGCCCCAACCGCAAGGACCGGGGGCGAUUCCGCGUGUGGGGAGACCAACCCGGCUUUCUCCAUGGUAUGGACAGUGGAUUUGCAGGUGGAGAAGACAAAAUUUAUAAUGUUUACGAUCAAGCCUGGAGAGGUGGUAAAUAAAGAUAUGGCCCAGAGUAUUUAUAGGUCCGGUAAAAAUCUGGACAAGGAUAUGUAUGGUCAUGACCUAGAAGCCAGAAGAAAGACCAACAGAUUUGUUCCCAACAAGGAGUUUUUCAGACCAUAG